UCCACCACUCGAAAAUGGACGGCGCAGAUCUCCCCUCCUCGCCCUCCUCCUCCACUGCCGCCGCCGGCGACCGGCGUCCGGAGAGCGCGGGGGACGGCAUCGGCGCGGAGGGCGAGCGGGCCGCGUCCCCGCCGGAGCGGUGCGAGGCGCUGGCCGCGGCGAUCGCGGGGGUGCUGGGCGGCGCGCUGCGGGAGCACGAGGCGCGGGCGGUCGCCACCGCCCGGAGCCAGGACGAGGUGGCCGCCGCCGUCGACCGCCUCAACGGAGAACUGGACAAGCUUUUAGAGAAUGCACCCUCACUGGUAAUAAUGCAACAUUCAGCAAGAAUUUCCACUAUCCGCAAAAGAAUUUCAGCGCUGAACAUGCUACUGAAGUCCAUACAGCGUCGCAUUGAUAACAUUGAUAGAAUUAUUUCAACUGGUUUGACAAAUGGUACUGCUCAUGAUCAUUCAUCUCCUGUACAGUUUCAAAGCCUGAAGUGAAGUUGAAUUUAAGGCUCUAGAAGAGGAGUUCCAGCAGUGGCCAUCAAUUGUCCACCAUUUCUGUGUGGUAGUCAUCAUUCGGGUGCAGGCUGCAGAUCAAAGUGAAAUCAUACGGGGUUGUGCAUAGAAAUGAGAUCUCAUAAUUUAUAUUUCUACUAGAGGUGUAUCAUUGUAACACUCCAUUUCUUUUUUUUGGAGAGAAUGAAGGUGCUUUUAGCUUUUUAUAUUUUUCCAUUGUACCUUAAUAUUAUGGGGAAAUCAUAUUAUCAUAUUGUCGCAGUUGAGCAAUUUGAUCAUUGCAUUCUAUU
Panicum hallii is the source of this 790-nucleotide messenger RNA. RefSeq lists its product as uncharacterized. The transcript has 4 exons. Gene Ontology annotation, biological process: endosome to lysosome transport; lysosome localization; lysosome organization. Gene Ontology annotation, cellular component: BORC complex; BLOC-1 complex; synaptic vesicle. Lineage: Eukaryota; Viridiplantae; Streptophyta; Magnoliopsida; Poales; Poaceae. The record is from RefSeq and is a predicted model, not a curated record. The coding region runs from base 15 to 482 and encodes 155 amino acids. Gene Ontology annotation, molecular function: SNARE binding.